Molecule: messenger RNA, 357 nt
Organism: Linum trigynum
Lineage: Eukaryota; Viridiplantae; Streptophyta; Magnoliopsida; Malpighiales; Linaceae
Source: the annotation of a GenBank genome assembly
AUGUCUGUUGCGUGCGAUGAUUUAAUGGCUGAUCGACUAGCCAUGGUCAACCAAAUUCCAUCGAUGAGCCUGGCUACGACACUGUUUCCAGAAGCAAGGAAUCCCAAUGUGUCUUUUCCAGUGAACAACAUUGGUCUUAAGGACACACAAGUUGGAGGUGGCCUGCAGAAGCCACUACAAAGAGGUCACUAUCAACAUAUGUCUAAUAAGAAUGAAAAUAAGAAUCAUGAUGGACAAUCUGGUUACAAUCACGUUGAGCAUAGCAAGCUCGCAUAUGAGGGAUUGUCCAAGCAACAUCACGAUAGGGUUCAAUCUAAGACGCUAGGGGGCAUGAGAUCCCACCGCAUGGCCGGUUGA